Molecule: messenger RNA, 1188 nt
Organism: Wickerhamiella sorbophila
Lineage: Eukaryota; Fungi; Ascomycota; Dipodascomycetes; Dipodascales; Trichomonascaceae
Exons: 1
Coding region: 1-1188 (395 amino acids)
Biological process (GO): protein transport
Cellular component (GO): cytoplasm
Source: RefSeq, a predicted model, not a curated record
AUGGUAACGGCAAACAUUAGGCUCGACGCCUCCAAGCCGAUACUGUCAUCCUGUGAUGUCCUCACUGGCACAGUUAUUGUUGACUUGGAUAAAGACACUGCUAUAGAGGACAUUACGCUCAAACUCAAGUGCGUUGCAAGCACUAGAGUUAGCUAUACGAAAAAUGACAACAAGAACUCUCAGCGGGUUGCAGAAAGUGAGAUUGUUAUUUUCAAUUCGCAAAAAAUUCUGUUUCCUAGCAAAGAGCUCAAGUCCAAAACUUCCGGCAAAGGGUUCACGCUAAAGCACGGCCGGCACACAUACAAGUUCGCCAUAGGAUUCCCUAAGGACGAACGAGGCCAGCCAAAGUUCUUGCCGCCCACUGUGACGGAUAAAAUGGGUAGAUACAGGAUUGCACAUUUAUUGAAAGUUACAGUGCGAAGAAGCUCGAUGUUCAAAGCCAACUAUCGCACUGAUCUGCCUGUGAUUUACAGUCCUUGCAUGGAGAUAAGUGUGUUGUCGGAUCCACGGCGACAAAGUGCUACACAGCACGCAAACUUCACGAUGAAGGCUCCAAGAAAGGGGGGAUUCAAGUCAAUUUUCAGCUCAACCAAGCUAGAUGACGUCGAAUUUUAUGGUGAGUGCACAUUCCCCCGUUAUGGGCUCGCCCAAGCUCCGCACCCAAUGCGUUUGAACUUCAAAGUUUCAGCCUCGAAGCACGUGAUUAUAAGAGAUAUGAGUGUGAAGCUGGAGGAAAUCACACAGUGGAGAGCUCGCGGCAACGACCAGGCACUUCAUGAAGAGCAGAGUGUUGUGUUGCACGAUUUGGUUUUCGAAACCAUCAACAAAAAGGGUUCUACGUUCCAACUAUCAAGGCUUAUUGACGAUGUUGUAUGUCCUGUGUAUUUGGUCCCAUCUUUCAGCUCGCAGACUGUUGAUCGCCGUUAUAUUCUCGUUGCUGCUGUGACAGCAUCUAACCCUGAGAAUCCUGCCAAUGUCGCUCAGCUAGUUGUGAAGGCCCCAAUCAACGUCUUACCUCCUCAGCUUGACGAUCACAGUGCUCCUACAAUGCCGCCGACUUUCCAAGCUCAGCCCGUCGCAUCCGUUAAUGUCCCAAGCUCCUCUACCCAGAUACCACAACCGGCAGACGAGCUACCUACCAAGCACGAGAAGAUGGAGUUGUCUGAACCCCCACCUUACUCUGUCUAA